AUGCCUUAUCCACAGCUGAGACUGAAAGACCCGGGUCACGAGUUCGCCAAGACGAAGCAUAUCCCCUUCCUCUUUGCCCAGCAGACCGUCUCUGCCGCCACCUUCGGCUACCAUUUCUUCCUCUCGCUUCCCCCAGACUACACUGCGCUGAAGGACAAGCAGUGGCCCAUGGUCGUGUUCCUUCAUGGUGCUGGCGAAUCGCAACGGGGCCCAAACGAGUCCUACGCCUGCCUGCGUCACGGCAUCCCCAAGAUCAUCCUCUGCUACGACAGGCUCAAGGAUGGCUCUGAGCCUAGCGUUACCAUCCCCAUGGCUGAGCGCUUGCGCUCGCGAGCCUCCAAGUCCGAUCUCUCAGCCACUCCCGUCCCACCCGACGUGUGCUGCAAAGUUGCCGAAGAGUUCGUAACCCUGACUCCUGUUCUCGACAUGGCCAACGGCUGCGGCUGGAACGAGACCAUCCUGACUUCGCUCCUCGACGAAGUCCUCCCCCAUCUCCGCAUCGAUCUGCAGCGCGUCCACCUCACUGGCUUCUCCAUGGGUGGUGGCGGCACUUGGGAGUUGGCACUGCAUACUCCAAACCGCUUUGCCACUCUGGUCCCGAUCUGCGGCUACGGGGACACUUUGAGAGCGAGUCAGAUUGCCCAUGUUCCGGAGUGGGUGCAUCACGGCGAGCGUGAUGGCAUCAUCGACAUAUCGCGGAGCGAGCGCAUGGUUGCAGCGCUGAAGAAGGCCGGUGCGGAUGUGAGAUUCAGCAGAUACCCCGACUUGGCGCAUGAUUCCUGGACAGAGGCAUAUAACGAUAUCGACUUGUGGACAUGGAUGCUGAUGGUGAAGAGCGAGGUGCCUGCGGUGUCGGAUAUUCUACCGGAGGACGACAAGGCCACUGUUGCCUGA
Diplodia corticola is the source of this 894-nucleotide messenger RNA. RefSeq names its product phospholipase. The record is from RefSeq and is a predicted model, not a curated record. Lineage: Eukaryota; Fungi; Ascomycota; Dothideomycetes; Botryosphaeriales; Botryosphaeriaceae. The transcript is spliced from 2 exons. The coding region runs from base 1 to 894 and encodes 297 amino acids. Gene Ontology annotation, molecular function: hydrolase activity.